AUUGGGUUGAGUAUAGUCAAAGUUAUUUUGUGUAUAAUUUUUGAUCUCUUGAGCUAUAAGUAUUGCAUAUUAUAUUAUAUUAUUAUAUUUCAUUACCUUUUAUGUAGCUAUACUGAAAAUUUUAAUAAAUAUGUCGAAAAGGACCAAUAAAAUAUUAGGACUAGUAAAAGAUUCUAAUGGAUGUAACAUUAAUUGUAAGGUUUCUAAGCCACAUGUGCGGAGAAAUUUAAUCAGAGAACUAAACUCAACAAAACACACUUCAUUUUACAAUUGUAAAAAAAAUGUAUUGGAAUGGAUAAAUAAUAAUGAAAAUGCAAAAUAUGUAAAUGAUGAGGUUAAUUUUGUAAAUCUGAAAACUUUUAAUCGGCCUGAAAAUUUAUCACUAGUCCAAGAUGAUGCUAAUAAAGUUGUUGAUAAUGAUAAUAAUAGUGUUAAUGAAGACAUACCUAUGCAGGGCGAUGAUAUAGGGUACUGUGAUGUUAUGAAUAUAGAUCACUUUGAAUACAUAUUUUUGAAUGAAUCUAAACAAGCCACAAUCAAUACACAAAAUAUAGUAACUUCAAAUACAAUUUUUGAAACUAAGGCUAUAGAACAAGUUGAAAAUUUUCAAAAUGAAUGUGUAGGAACUGUUGAAACUGUUGAAGUUUUUAAACAUUUGCAAAAUGAUAAUGAACAGGAAAAAGCAAAUGACAUAAAUUAUGUGCCUGGUACUUGUAUGUCUAUUCACCAAGAAGAUGGUUAUACACAAAAUAAAAAAAAAAAGAGAGAAAGUAAGAAAGAUGAUACAAGAGAACGUAGAAAUGACAUAAAAUUAAAAAGAAAUUCUGGUGAUGAAUAUAAGACAAAGAUGGGGAAAAUGGUGAAUAAGCGCGUUUGUAUACCUUUAGUUAAAUGUAGAGCAAAUUGCCAAGAAAAAAUUGAUUGCGAGUUACAACAAAAAAUAUUUACAAAUUAUUGGUCUUUUAAAAGCUAUGAUAGGCGAAUUACAUUUAUUUCUAGUUUAAUAACAAGUAGCGAUAAAAUUACCCAAAGAAAGAGAAGAAACACCCCAGAAAAACAAAAAAAUCGAGUUAAAACAUAUCAUUAUUCUAUUCCCAAAGAUGGUAUAAAUGUUUUAGUUUGUAGAGGGUGCUUCUUAAAAAUAUUCGGGGAAACAGACAAAUUUAUUAGAAAUAUCUGUCUUAAAAAGAUAAAUUCUCCUGUCAAUACCUGUUCACCAGAUAAAAGAGGAAAGGCUGUACCGCGAAAUAAAUAUUCACCUGAAGUUAUAAAAAGUAUAACUGAUCACAUUGAUAAACUUCCAGCAUAUGAAAGUCAUUAUUGUCGUCGUGAAACAAGUAAAAAAUAUUUGCCUUCACAUUUUACUUUACAACAUAUUUAUGAGGAAUACUCUAAAACUGUAGAAAAACCUGUAAGCCGUACAAUAUACCAUAAAUAUUUUCAAUUAUCAGGUCUUAAAAUUAAAAGUCCCAAAAAAGAUACAUGCUCUACCUGUGAUAAAUUAAAAAUUCAACUUACUAAUGCAAAUUGUUCUAAUGAACAAAAUAUAAUUUUGAAAAAUCAACAAAUUCAACAUCAUAACGAUGCCGAGGAGGCGUAUAAUAUAAAAAAACAAGACAUUGCUACAUCUUCUGAUAAUCAUUGUGUUCUGGCAUUUGACUUACAACAGUGCUUACCAACUCCUAGUUUAGAGUCUUCUGUUGCCUUCUAUAAAAGGCAAUUGUGGACUUUUAAUUUUACUAUACACGAUACUCGGUCGUCUAUUGCUUCAUACUAUAUUUGGAAUGAAACUUUGGCGAAAAGGGGAGCCAAUGACAUCGGUUCAUCUCUUUACCACUAUUUAAAUAAUUUGCCAUCAAAUGUUUCCCAUGUGACUAUGUAUAGCGACUGUUGUCCAGGACAAAACAAAAAUGGGAUAAUUAUGGCUAUGUGCCUUUAUUUUUUGGAAAGACAAGAAAAUGUAAAGAUCAUUGACCACAAAUUUAUGGUUCCUGGUCAUUCCCGAAUGGAAUGCGAUUCGGACCAUGCGAGAAUUGAAAAGGCAAAAAAACGUUACCCAUUCUCCAUAAAUCAUCCACAUGAUUGGUUAAAACUUAUAAACUGGGCUGGAAAAGAUAAAUUUAUUAAUACAGAAAUGAAACAAGAUCAAUUUUUUGAUUUUAAUAAUGUUAUUAAUGAUGCAAUAGUUUCAUCCGAGGAUGAGAAUGAAUGA
Aphis gossypii (cotton aphid) is the source of this 2212-nucleotide messenger RNA. RefSeq lists its product as uncharacterized. The record is from RefSeq and is a predicted model, not a curated record. Lineage: Eukaryota; Metazoa; Arthropoda; Insecta; Hemiptera; Aphididae. The transcript has 8 exons. Bases 131 to 2212 code for a protein of 693 amino acids.